Molecule: messenger RNA, 1750 nt
Organism: Acaromyces ingoldii
Lineage: Eukaryota; Fungi; Basidiomycota; Exobasidiomycetes; Exobasidiales; Cryptobasidiaceae
Exons: 4
Coding region: 35-1525 (496 amino acids)
Biological process (GO): NLS-bearing protein import into nucleus; protein localization to nuclear inner membrane; nuclear pore organization
Cellular component (GO): nuclear pore; nuclear pore central transport channel
Molecular function (GO): structural constituent of nuclear pore
Source: RefSeq, a predicted model, not a curated record
CCUCGCAUCUUCUGGUUCAGCAGUCAUAGACACCAUGGCCUUCUCGUUUGGGAAACCGCCGGGAUCGGCGCCUGCUACGCAGACCAGCACACCGGGCUUCUCGUUCGGUGGGAACACGGCUCAGCAGCAGCAACCGCAGACGGGAGGAGGUAGUCUCUUUGGAGGUGGACAGCAGCAGCAGCCGGGGCAAGGGGGAGGAGGCUUCAGCUUCGGUGGCGCUCAGAACACGACGCAGCAACAGCCACCACAACAACAACAACAACAACAGUCACAAGCGCAGAUGGGCCAACUCGGCGGAGGCUUCAGCUUCGGAGGCACUUCGAGCUCGCAACCGCAACCGCAACAGCAGCAGAACCAGCAAGCUGGAAGCGGAGGACUCUUUGGCUCGACGUCUCAGGCACCUGGUCAACAGAACAACAACUCCCUCUUUGGGGCGCCAUCCACACUGAACAACCAGCCUCAACAACAACAAAAUAGUUUGUUUGCGAGCAGCACAGCGGGGCCCCUGACGCUCUCGCAGCUCGGUGGCCAGCCCUCGUACCAGCUCAACAAUCAGCAGCAGCAACAAAAAGGGCUUGGAGCUCCCCCGCAGGGAGGGCAACAACAGACACAGCAGCAACAACAACAGCAACAGCAACAGCAGGGGAACAAGAGACUAGGGACGCCCAUGAAUGCAAAGAUGGAGGCUUUGAGAUCGGCAUGGAAUACCCAAGACAUUCAGGUCUGUCAAUUCCUUUUCUACUUCUACAAUGCACUGCCACCCAACGUGCCGGGACUUGCAGAGGCGGUGAUGGCGAAUUCAAAUUUUGGCAGAAGGCAAGACGCCGUUGGACCACGGCAUGAGGCGCUCUGGGCCCGGACGUUGCAGGAGAAUCCAGAUCGAUCAAGGCUCGUCCCCGUCUUGGCCGUUGGGUUUCAGGACCUGAAAACGCGCGUCGAUCUCCAGCACGGCGAAGCUACACGCCAGCGAGCUCGCCUGACGGAACUCUCUUCGCGCCUUUCUUCGCUCUCGCAGAAGCAUUCACUCUCCGACUCAGUCCGUCUCGAGGCCAUCUCGAGACGCCAGACGACGCUGCACCACCGUCUGGUGGGCAUCGCGAGGAAGUCGCACCUGCUCAUCCCUGCGCUGAGGGGGAGGAGCGUCACGGCAGACGAGGAUCGCUUGCGCGUCACGCUCGAAGCGUGCGAGGCUGAGCUCGAGGCAGUUGGUGGGGGAGCAGGCUCGAGGGGAGGCGUAGCACACGGAAGGCUCAGAGCGAGAGUAAACGAGCUAUGGGCGCAGUUGGGCGCUAUCAAGGCAAAGAAAGAGGCGCUGGGUAGUGAAGUGGGUGACGCAACAGAGUGGGCCGUCGUCGACGAGAACGGCCUCGAAGACGUCGCGAAGAUUCUCGGCUCGCAACAGCAAGGUCUCAACCACCUCAGCACAACGCUCGAGACAGACGAAAAAGGCCUCGAUACCGUCGUGAAAGGACUCGAGGGCGUUCAACUGAUCGGCGUCAAGGGCGUGCUUUCUGCAAGAGGCUGAUCUACAUCUAAAUGGCAUUGCAAUGUACUACUUUUGAUGAGCAGGAGGACGGGUCUCAGCGGGUUCUUUCCUCUUCCAAGCCUGACCCCGUGCCAAAGCUGCAAAUGCUCUUGCCCGUUCUUUGUCCUCUUCUUGCUCUUCGUCCUCUUGUCCCUCGUCCUCUCGUUCGUCUUUGCCCUCUGCCUGCUGCUGCCGAACGAAUUUCCUCUCCUCCUCCCCCUCCUU